This is a messenger RNA of Cottoperca gobio, 3778 nucleotides long. RefSeq names its product transport and golgi organization 6 homolog (Drosophila) (gene tango6). Lineage: Eukaryota; Metazoa; Chordata; Actinopteri; Perciformes; Bovichtidae. The record is from RefSeq and is a predicted model, not a curated record. Gene Ontology annotation, biological process: protein secretion.
AGCGCCAUUAAGGCUCAUCUCGAACAGCGAGUCUGUUUUGGCAUGGAUGUGUUAUUAUAGAAGAGGUUUAUGAGGUUUUUGGCAGCAGCACAUUCAUGGCAUGCUUUAUGUAUCCCAUAGAUGAGCAUAUUGCAUCGAUCGCAUGACGUUAGAUCAGGAAGUGCUGUACAUCGUAUCUAGACUUGUACGUGACUGUAGAGUUGUUGUCUAUGUGUUGGCGAGAUGACUUCAGCUUUCCUCUCAGCGAUAACUAUUCUUACGAAACCUUCUGGUGAGUCUGUGCGUGGUGCUCAGUCUUCACAUCAAGAGGCUCUCCUGGCAGCACUGCGGGCCAACAGAGCUCUUCUCCAGGAGCAGCUUCAGAAUGAGAGCAGCUUUGAGGAGGUGAGGAGGCUGAGGGAGGAGGUGAUGGCAGCAGAAGACUGGUUGUCCAGCGAUACAGAAGACGACCCAUGGGGCUUUGUCCAGGAGUGUCUCCUACUGCUCCUCUCUUUAGCACGACAUCUGUCUGUUGAACUUGAACGUUUCAAGCAGACCCCCGCUCCAUCUGCAGCUAAACAACGCACCCCCGAGAUGGCUCCAGCUUUACCUCCUGAUGUCCUCAGUGUCACCCAGCAGAAAACACUUGGAGCAGCUCUUCAGUUUGUGGUUUCUCUGGGAGUCUGCCCAUAUUUGACCCCUGGAGUAGGUGUGUCACUGGGUCGCAGGUCAGCGUUGGUGGAAAAACUUGUACGCGGGGUGACGGUGCCAGCAGCGGGACACCGGCUUCUUACCACCAUGAAUGUCCUAUUGCAGCUGGCAGAGUUGUCCUCUCUCUCGACAUUGGUGUUCACACGGCAUCUGGGGGAUAUGAUGGCAGCACUGUGCCAGCUUGGCUACCAGCCACGCCGGGCAGAGAGAAGCGGCACCGAGGAGGAGAAUGAGCUAAGUGCUGAGGAACGUCAAACUUGCAAGGAGGCCCUCAAAAGCCUUCUAGGAAAAGUCUACCAGCCAAUCGUUAUCAAGGAGCUGCUGAUCCUCCAAGGUGGACCCAAACAGUCUGGCGUGGUGGGAAGCUCCAGUGGUUCCAGCAGCAGGGCAGCUCUGGGAUCAGCUCCCACCUGGCUGAGGCGUCUGUGUGGUCAGCUGCUGUCUGAGCGCCUGAUGCAGCCUCAAGGUGUCCAGGCUGUAGUCAGAGCCAUCUUGGAGGGGGGAAUGGGGGGCGAGUCCGACUGGAGGAAAUGUGACUGCGUGGCCAGAAUCCUGGUGACCUGCCCUCAACAGUCUGCCUCAGCAGACAACUACUACAGACAAGUCUGUCCUCAGAUCCUUGACCUCCUGCACUUCAAAGACAAGCUGACAGCUCAACAGUUUCAGCGUGUGGCCACCAGGACGCUGCUCCUCGUGGUGCAGGAGAAGCCCAGCAUGGCCCAGCAGUACUUGCUCACUCCUCUGCUCGCACCGCUGCACCGCUGCACCGCUGCACCCAAUGAGGGUCAUUUACAGGCUGCUGUGGAGGAGCGGGAGCUGACACGUUGUGUGGAUGAUGUGUACAAGAUCUGGGUGGUUGGAAACAGUCCGUCAGCUUCUCUUCUCAAAGCUCUAGAACAAGUUCUUCCUGUUAUCUUCACACUUUUCUGUUUCACCAAGCAGAACGUCUCCCAUCUCCGCGCCCCCUGUCAGGAGAUUCUGCUGUGGUACCUGAGCCACACUGAGAUGUCUGCAGCCCUGUCAGCACUGAGGCAGCUUUCAGGUCUGCAGGCACCGAAGAACGAGGUGGCAACAGACUUCCACUUCACCCCGGGCAGUGAUGGAGGAGCUAGACUCCGCUCCAGAGAGAGCUGCAGUGAAGAGGACGAUGCUCUAUAUGAGAAGCUGUCCGGAGAGCACUGGAGGCUGGAGUGUCUGAUGCAGCUCUUGACUGAACUCAAAGACUCUGACCUGCCUGGAGACUUAUUCCUGGAGCUGCUGCAGGAGCUGGGCUGCUGGGCAGCUGCAGCAGAUGAAAAGAACAAUGAGCAGGAGUUGGACUUGUCAGCCAUGACACUUCUGGAGGUGGAACAGCAGCUGCUGGGUGCAGCUGUGAGGCGUGGCCAUAGAAUCACUUUGCUUCAGGUGCUGGCUGUGAUGGUUGAGUUAAUGCAGCAUAAUGUGCUGCUGAGAAAAACCUCACAGGUGGUGGACUUCAUGGUGUCCCUGCUUCAGAGGGCCUGUGUGGGUCUGGAUCAGACCACUGGUCCAAAGCUUGGGAACCCAGUAGAGAGCGAGACGCUGAGUAUGGGGAUGGGCCUAGUGGCUACUCUGCUGUCUGGACCUCAGCUUAGUGCAGAGGACUACUCUUCUAUGUCGAGACUGCUCCCACCCCUGGAGACGUUGUCUCAGAAACACUCUGACGUGUUCAUCCAGGAACUGGCAUCCAACCUCAGAGCUGUCAUUGCCACUCACGGUGCAUACCGGCCUGAAAACUUCACCGCUGCUGCUCAGCCCUCCAGAAACCCUGAAUCAACAGCAGAAAACAACAGUGUGCCCUUGAGGAAAAAGCAAAAUAUGCAAACUGAAGCAACCGACUUACAGACUAGUCCUCUAUCGUCUCCUCCAGACAGUAACUCGCCUUGCAACACCCACAUGACACACCCAGCGUCCUCUGGAAGACCUGCAGCAGGAACAAGUCCAAAAGGCGGAGGGAGAACCUCUGGCACCAGUAAACCUUUACCUCCGACCAAACCCUUUUCAGAUUGGCUGCUAGAGGCAUGUGACCCAGAUGUGCCAACCAGAGCAUUCGCCUUGAGGGUCCUGACCCAGAAGGUGCAAAAGGAAAACCCAGAAGCUGUGCAGGCCCAGGACAAAGUCCUCAUGCUCUUCUUAGAAAACCUGGAGCAUGAGGACUCAUUUGUCUACCUGUCAGCCAUUCAAGGCCUGGCUGUAUUGGCUGAUUCAUACCCCAAGAGGAUUCUGGAAAGGCUCCUUAAAGACUUCCAACAUGGUCCCUCCCUCCCUACAUCCAACAAGGACCGCUGCCUUGAAACCCGCCUUAAAGUAGGAGAAGUCCUGAUGAGGGCAAGCAGGGCUAUGGGGGAACUGGUGCCCCACCUCGGCCGUCCACUGGUCGUCGUCUUCCUGCAAGGAACCAGGGACCCAGAUCAAAGUGUCCGGGCCAGCAGUCUGUCCAACCUGGGGGAGCUCUGUCAGAGACUGGACUAUGCCCUGGGAACACUGGCUCAAGAGCUCAGCUCCUGUCUGACUGCUCUGAUAAAGGCUGAGAAGGAGGCAGAGGUUAGGAGAGCCGCUGUCCAUGUUAUCACCCUGCUGCUCCGAGGCCUCAGCGACAAAACCACCCAGGUUCUCAGUGAUGUUUUGUUGGACCUGUACCGAGCUCUAAAGUGGGUGGUUCGCUCAGACCCAGAUGAGGUUGCGGUGGUCCAUGCCCAGCUGGCUCUGGAGGAGCUUGAUGAUGUAAUGAGGAGGUUCAUCUUCCCUGAGCAGAAGCUGGAGAAGAAAAUUGUUGUCAUGCCAUAGAGCUCAAAUUCUAUUUCUGUGGGAACGUCAUAGUCCAUUCAUAGUUUGGACUUUAUUUUUAUAUUCUUUAUAUAUAUGCUUAUAGGCAGCACUAGUUGUGCCUUCAUGUGAAGUAGAUUUUAUGGUCAGGACAUUUCAGAGCUGCAGGCCAACAGUCUAACAUCAGCAGGUAAAUCCUGCAUUCAUGCAGGCAUGCAUAACAAGUCUUUCCUUAAAGAAAUAGGUAACUAUGUUCUACUGUAAUAGCAACAGUUCACUUCCAAAAUAAAGAUUUAAAAACAAA